AUGAAGAUGACUUAGAGUAGCAUGAACCUCUCAUAAUGUGAAAUGAAUGUUUAAAUUCACGCAGAAUUGGAGAAUCGUUCAAUUUUCCUUGGUGGAUUAAACAUGAUGAUUAGACUGAGAAAAAGUUUAGUUGGCUCAUUUUUUAUAUACAAGGAGAGAAUAAACAUACCCCAACUAGUAGGAGUAAUGAUGAUUAUUGCUUCUAUUUGCAUUGUAAGUUUGUUCAAAGUCUAACAUCCUCAUGCAAUACUCUCCUAAGAAGAGGAAAAUAGAGAAAUGUACAAAUUAUUAGCAAUUUUAGCAGGACUUAUUGCUUCAUUUUUAUUUGGGUUGUAAAUAAUGUUUAUUAAAAGCUUGGCUAAAUUUGGUAUUAGUGGAUUUUAAGCAGCACUUUACUAUAUCUUUUUUGGAGGGGUAGUUGGUGUUUCUUGUUUAAUAAUUGCUUUGUUAGUUGAUAUAAGCUAAUUUAAUAAUGUCCAAUAAAGAGAUAUUGGUUAUUGCGUAUUAAUCGGGUUUUGCAUUUGUUUGGGUCAGAUUUGCAUUAAUACUGCAGUUUAGAUAGGUAAUUCAGGUAUCAGUGUUGCUAUAAUGCACACAAAGACUAUUGGAGUGACACUUUUCAGUUAUUUUAUCUUUCAUUAGGACAUUACUUCUGUUUAAUUUGCAGGAAUUCUUAUAGCAUUUGUCGGUGCAGUGAUUAUUGCUCUUGAAAGAAAGUUAGAUUGUUUUAGCUAAAAAGAAUAAAUACAGUGA
Molecule: messenger RNA, 753 nt
Organism: Stylonychia lemnae
Lineage: Eukaryota; Ciliophora; Spirotrichea; Sporadotrichida; Oxytrichidae
Source: the annotation of a GenBank genome assembly